Messenger RNA from Acanthopagrus latus (yellowfin seabream), 2019 nucleotides. RefSeq lists its product as uncharacterized. Lineage: Eukaryota; Metazoa; Chordata; Actinopteri; Spariformes; Sparidae. The record is from RefSeq and is a predicted model, not a curated record. The transcript is spliced from 9 exons. Gene Ontology annotation, cellular component: RNA polymerase II transcription regulator complex. Gene Ontology annotation, biological process: regulation of transcription by RNA polymerase II. Gene Ontology annotation, molecular function: RNA polymerase II cis-regulatory region sequence-specific DNA binding; protein dimerization activity; DNA-binding transcription factor activity, RNA polymerase II-specific. The coding region runs from base 174 to 1370 and encodes 398 amino acids.
CGGGUCAAAAACACGCCCCUUCCUGUCUGCGAGCCGCCUGUGAAACACGACGUAAACAAACACCGCGGUACCGUGGCGCUUCUUUCAGAAUCCUAACUUUUCCCAACGGGGCUCGGAUGUACCGUUAGCCCGGCUCGGCUCGGCUCGGUUUGGGUGGAGGAGUGUCGGUUAGCAUGGUGAAGUGCGUCGUCUCUGGGUGUCCGAACCGCGUGGUGACCGUUAACGCGAACAACCGGGGUGUCCACAACCGGCCGCCGAAGAGGUUCUUCAACUUCCCCACAGACCCAGCGCGAGUCAAGGUAUGGCUGGCAGCUCUGAGGGAGACGGACAAGCAGGACUCGUCAGAGCAGCAUUUAAUCUGUGAAGACCACUUCCUGCCGGAGGACAUCUCCAAAAAUGGGGUCAACAGCGACGCCAUUCCCAUCAUGCCCCCCUGCCUGGACGGGCCCAUGGGCAUGAUCAGCCCCUGGGGAGCAGAGUCAUCUGAGGAAGAGGACCAGUGGGGCGGUGGAGAUGCUGCUGCUGCUGCUGAUGAUGAUGAAGAUGACGCUCCUGCUAAUGUGAAACCUCUGGCACCAGAGCCGCCUCCUCCAACAGAACCUCCUGCAGUGGAUCCACCACGGCAGAUUCCAGCUGCUGAGAAGGCUUCAGAGGCCAGGACAACCAGCCUCAACCCUGAUCAGAAGAAAGAGGUGAUCCAGACAAAGAGAGUCGGCCACAGACAGGAUGUGUCCCUGGGCGUGCUGACGCGGCGUUUCCUGGACAUAAUGCUGGCAGCUCCUGACAACUCGCUGGACAUCAGGCAGGUGGUCUGCGACAUGCAGUGCCGCAGGAGGCGUAUCUAUGACGUCACCAACGUCCUAGAAGGCAUCAGCCUCGUCGAGAGGCAGUCGGCCAACAAGUUCAAAUGGAUAGGAAAGCAUCAGAUCUCCAGCUUCCUGUGGAACGAUCAGGAGAUGUUUGAGAGAGAGAUGGAGAGUCUGAAGCUGGUGGAGGAAACUCUGGACACCCUCAUCAAAAGGUGCGCUCAGCAGCUCUUCGACAUGACCGACGACACGGAGAGCGCUGCGUUGGCCUAUGUGACCUACGAAGAUAUCCGCCGGCUCGCAGCCUUCCAGGAGCAGACGCUGUUCGUCGUCAAAGCUCCAGAGGAAACCAAACUGGAGGUUCCUCCACCCAAAGAGGAUGGUAUCCAGGUCCACCUGAAGGGGGAGAGGGGUCCCAUCAUGGUGCUGACCUGUGAUAUCGGGGCAGGAGGCGUUAGCAGGGAGAAGAGCAGCUGCUUCUUAACGCUGGAGGAGAGCCGCAUAAAGACGAGCACGCUGCACACAGAUUCCUCGAGUCCACACAGCGGCAUGCAGAGCACGUAGCUACCAGCAGGAUAUCCCCACGCUUCAGACACAACCUGGAGUAGCUACAGAUCUUUGAUGAGAUCACCUCCAGGUACCAGACGGGUCGAAUGUUGCACAAAGUGUCUGUUCAAGAGAUUUCAACUGAUGACAUCAGUAGCACUCAGCUGAUGGUUGUUUAUAUCAGAAACACCAAAAAAAUCAUCAACUCCAGACCGAGCAGGGGCAAAUGACGAUGACUUGACAAGGAAAACACUUCACAUGGAUCAAUUUAAUUUGCACCUCUGCAAACCUUUUUUUUUUCACUGAACUCCUGGAGAGGAUGAUCCCGUUCAGCCCGGUCAGUCUGUUUGGCUCCUCACAGAGAAUUCAUUUAACCGAUAGAAAGGAUGACGGCAGUUUGAGCGGCAUGUUUGGAGCUUUAUGUUUACAACAAAGAGUGAAGGGGCUUUGUGCCUCUGGAGAGCUGCAGUGUUUCUGGACACUUUGUAUUAUAUCUCAUUAUCAUGUCCUGUCUGUACAAUGUUGUAUUAUAUUUUACUUUUCUUUGUACUCUGAUUUAAAAAGAAUAAUCUUGGUUUGAACUUAAUGUAAUGGGGAAUACACUGUUAAUCAAUGAAAGACACUGUAAUCAAUAAUAAUAAUAAUAAAAAAACUUGUAUGAAACAGA